AUGAAAGCCGUCCGCUUCCAUGGUCGCGGCGACAUCAGAAUCGAUGAGAUCGAAGAGCCUGCGUGCGGAGAAGGUCAAGUUAAGAUGCGACCUGCUUUCGUCGGAAUCUGUGGUAGCGACCUACAUGAAUACACCGGCGGCCCUGUUCUAGUGCCCCAAAAGCCGCACAAGAUCACCGGAGCCACGCAUCCCGUUACCCUCGGGCACGAAUUCGGCGGGAUCAUCGAGGAGGUAGGAGAGGGCGUAACCCACGUUGUUCUGGGACAACGAGCUGUAGUGCGACCCACCAUCUUCGACAAAGAGUGUACGUCCUGCAAGCUCGGCUACGAAUACUGCUGUGAGAACAUUGGUUUCAUCGGACUAUCAGGAUACGGCGGCGGCCUCGCCAACCACAUCGUCGCACCAGCCGAGCACUUCUACCCGAUCCCCGACACAAUCUCUCUCGAAGCCGCGGCGCUGAUCGAGCCCCUGGCAGUAGCGUGGCACGCCGUGAACAUCUCGCCGUUCAAACCGGGCGACAGUGUUCUGGUCCUCGGCGGCGGACCAGUGGGGAUCGGGAUCGUCCAGGUCCUCAAGAUGCAAGGGUGCCAGAAAAUCAUUGUAGCCGAGCUGAUGGAGAACCGCAAACAGUUGGCCCGGGACUACGGUGCCGCGCAUAUCGUGGACCCGCGCGAAACGGACACAGCUACCCGCGUCCGCGAGCUGACCGACGGCGUCGGCGCAGAUGUCAUCUUCGAUACCGCUGGGGUGGAACGUGCGCUGAACGAGGCGAUUGGAGCCUGCCGCACCCACGGCACGAUCGUUAACAUCGCUGUGUGGGAGAAACGGCCCGCCCUGCGGGUGAACGACCUGAUGUAUAGCGAGGUAAAAUACACGGGGUCGGCGUUGUAUGAUGAGAGUGCGUUCAUGAAUGUUAUUGAGGCGCUGAAUCAUGGCCAGUUGACCCCGGAGAAAAUGAUCACGGCCAAGAUCAAGCUGGAUGAGGUGGUGGAGAAGGGGUUCGACGCGCUGGUACAUCAUCGGGAUGCCCAUUGCAAGAUUUUGGUCGAUGUGCAGGCAUAGGCUUGGAAUUUGCGGGUAAACUGAUGAUGCUACGAAUUUCCUUCCAUGUCAUAAUAUGACGUUGUUGAGUAUGUCGCUGCCACGCUAUGGUGACGCCGUGUCCC
Molecule: messenger RNA, 1166 nt
Organism: Aspergillus homomorphus CBS 101889
Lineage: Eukaryota; Fungi; Ascomycota; Eurotiomycetes; Eurotiales; Aspergillaceae
Exons: 5
Coding region: 1-1062 (353 amino acids)
Biological process (GO): butanediol biosynthetic process
Cellular component (GO): cytoplasm
Molecular function (GO): (R,R)-butanediol dehydrogenase activity; zinc ion binding
Source: RefSeq, a predicted model, not a curated record